AUGUCCUCUGCAAGCGGCUCAUCAAACUCCUCGCCCUCUUCAGGAGGUCUCCCACCAGCGUCCUAUGACGGCAGCCAUCUGCCGUGGCGCACUUUCCGACAAGAGGUCCUAGCACCACACCAAAUCCAUGUGCUCGACACCGUGCCGAAGGACCGCAUCCCGGCUGCUUUCCUCAAGAUCGUCGAAGCUGCCAGCCAAGAUGCAGGCCGGUUCGACAACCAAAAGAACUGCUUCUGGAACCAGGUCACCGCGGGACGAGGAUUUGGUCCGUCGCCGAUAUUCCCUCCAAACCUCCUCCCUCCGUUGACGAGUGAGUUUCAUUCGAGAUGCAUGGUCCCCUUCUUCGGCAGCCGCGAAGCUCUGCCGGAACGAACGAUAAAUCACCCGGCACCUUUUUACGAACUGUCGGUCCCCCGUCCAGGUCUGGGCUGCGGGUUCUCCGCCGCAGCCUUCACGGAUGAAGAGUUGGCCGUCCUGCCUCAGUGGCUCCAGGCGACGGGCACAAUAGUCCAUUUUGAGACGGGGUACAUCGCGCCGGGGGCGUCGCUGUACUGUCCCUUUCUGACCUUUGAACGCGCCUAUGGGAACAAGCAGCAGCGCGUGGAGUCGGCAAACAAUCAGUGUGCGAUUGCAGGCGCAUACAGCACGCGUGCAUUGCAGAUGCUGUACACGCGGGCGCGCAAGGACUCGAGCGAAAAUUCACCCAUGCAUCUCGGUGAACUGCCCGUCUCUUUCUCGUGCACCAUCGACAAUAGUUUUGCGCUGCUGAAUCUGCACUGGAUCGAUCUGGAACAGGGGCAGGCUUACUGUAUGGCCCCGCUCUGCCAGUUCGACCUGAGCAAGGACGUGCACUUUAGCAAGUUCCUGGUCUGGACACAGGCCAUCGGCGAUUGGGGUCUGUCUCAUGUCCUGCCGGCGAUCAAAGAGGCGCUCGGACGCCUGCGGCAGCCUGCCAAGGGGACUCCGGUCGCUGUUUGCCAGCCCGAUUACAGCGGGGGACCAGGAAGACUGCGGCUGGACACGGGUCCAGGCAUCAUGAAGGACGAGCUCCUGAUUUCGUCCCUGAAAACGACCUUUGAGAACAUCCCCUGGCGCUUCGAAGACGAGGGCUUCUCGGGCGUCUCGUCGUCGACCGCGUCCUGGGGCUCGCCCAUGGUGUCCGAGAACACCUUCCCCAAGGUCAACUACCCGACCGUGCCGCCGGCGCGGAGCAACAUCAGCGCUCCCAACUCGUCGAUCGUGGCUCGCAAACGCUUGGGCGUGUCGCGCAGCCCGGUCACGCCGCCGCCGGCAUAUCUGCAGAACCAAGACCUGGUGUGGCAGAAGCGGUUCAACCUCGCCAUGGAAGAGAUCAGGCAGCUGCAGACGCAGAUGCAGGCGUUGAAGACGGAGAUGGAGGAGUGCAAGCGUCCGUCGUCACGGGAGGGUCAACCGAGCUCCACGUCGGAAUCUGACCCAUUACCACCAACAGCAGCAGAAAAUCAAGAGCAAGAUCAAGAGCUCGAGUCAACAACGCCCAAAGUGCAAGAUCCACCCCUCACCACCUUGACCGCUCACAAGUCUCCACCGUCUACCACGGGCGUAUCCGCGGCGACGACCAGCCCGUCGCCGAUGUGGCAAUGCGCCACGAUCGUCCUGUCGAGCCAUUUCCUGGCCUCGUUCCUCCCCACCAACAUGACCGUGCGGCUGCUCGCUUAUGGCUGCGUCACAAACGCUUUUGUGCUGGCGUGUUUGACACCCAGGUCCACCGUGGUUGGGAUGGCGACGCUGGCGUCCGCGAAGAUACCGGCCUUUCCGGCCUGGAGGUGGCGGGCGACGUCCUAG
Messenger RNA from Fonsecaea pedrosoi CBS 271.37, 1824 nucleotides. RefSeq lists its product as uncharacterized. The coding region runs from base 1 to 1824 and encodes 607 amino acids. The record is from RefSeq and is a predicted model, not a curated record. Lineage: Eukaryota; Fungi; Ascomycota; Eurotiomycetes; Chaetothyriales; Herpotrichiellaceae. The transcript has a single exon.